This is a messenger RNA of Patiria miniata (bat star), 654 nucleotides long. RefSeq lists its product as uncharacterized. Lineage: Eukaryota; Metazoa; Echinodermata; Asteroidea; Valvatida; Asterinidae. The coding region runs from base 1 to 654 and encodes 217 amino acids. The transcript has a single exon. The record is from RefSeq and is a predicted model, not a curated record.
AUGAGAGUUCAUUUGAAGAGCGCAAGCAACACCAAAGAAUUUGCUGCCCUUCUUCUCACAAUCGGCAAUGGGACACUACCAUCCACAGAUGGUACAACUGUACAAAUCCCAAAAGCACUUGGCUUAAACCUACCAUCACCAGAAGACCUCCUGAACCAUGUAUACCCCGACAUACACCUCCAUGCACACAACAUCGAAUGGCUCAUCGAGCGUGCAAUUCUGGCUCCACACAACGACACAGUCCGAGAAAUCAACUGGCAACUACUUCAAAAAUACCCUGGCCAAGAAACUGUCUUCACAUCCAUAGACACAGUCCCACAAGAUGACCAAGCCGUCCAGUACCCAUCAGAAUUUCUUAAUUCCCUGCACCCUUCUGGAAUGCCACCACAUCUACUUACGGUGAAGGUUGGAAUACCAAUCAUAUGCCUUCGCAACCUCACACCAACAAUGGCAAACGGUACCAGAAUGAUUGUCACAAACAUCACCCCCAACUGCCUCCAAGUGACCAUUGCAACAGGACCAAACAUCCUUCAUUCCACGCAUCCCUUUGAUUCCCAGCGACUCCGUCUUGCCAUUCUCCUUCAGAAGAGUCCAAUUCCCUGUACAACUCUGCUUUGCCAUGACCAUCAACAAAGCCCAAGGCCAAACACUUGA